AUGACCGGACCGACAGCGAACGCAACGAGAAUCGUCCCGCCGGGAGGCGAUCCGACCGCAACAACCGACGAACAACAGACUGCCAGGAACGCGGCGAUCGAACUGGCCAAGAUGCAGGAGAUGAUCACCGCUCUGCAGAAGAAGGCCGAGGAACAAAACACGCUGAACAGCUCGCUGACACGGGAGUUAGAGACCUUGCGAGCCACCCGGCAGCAGGAGGAGGAGGCGAGGAGAGCCGCAAGGAGGAACGGCAUCGACCCCCUGGAACUCAACUUCACGACCCCAGAGGCAGGAGCAGGAGGCCGAGCACCGGUCGGAGACGGAGCCACAGAUCCACCCCCCUUGAACAGAUCAAACGCGAAUGCGAACGGCGAGCCCAUGGCGACAGGAGAUGCGCCAGGUGGAGGGUCGGCGCCAGCAAACGGAACAGGAUCCCACACGACUCACAUCUCGGCAGCCAACCAAUACAGCGACGAAGCGCUUGCCGGACUCGUAGACCGGCUGAUGGCGACGAAGAUUAACGAUCUACAGAUCGCGGGAACCAUCAGCGGAAGCUCGCACGACAACGAACUUGAGGAGCUGCGAGCCAGAAUGGCGCGAUCCGAUGAGAAUACGAGAGUCCUCAGAUCCCAAGUCCACAAGGCUCUCAGCGCAGCUCCAGAGAUAGAUCAAUUGUGCGAAGACACGGAGAAAACCCCUUUCUCCCCAACAAUUCUCAACGCCAAGGUAACCGAUCCGGGAAGGCUCAACAUCCAAAAGUACGACGGAACAACCGACCCAAGGGAGCAUGUAAACACCUUCCGCAUUAUCUUGAGCCGAGUCGACUUCCCGACUCCGGAGGCGAAGGACGCAGCAUACUGCAAGUUGUUCGCAGAAUACCUCAAAGGACCAGCUCUGACGUGGUUCAUGCAGAUCGAACCAAACUCAAUCGCAAAUUUCCAUCAGCUGUCGUCUCAGUUUCUCAAGCAAUACUCCAUGUUCAUCGAGAGUGCCACUUCCGAUGUCGAUCUGUUUACCAUGAUGCAAGGGCGAACCGAAACACUGCGAAAUUUCAUGGCGCGUUUUAAAGCAGUUAUGGCCAAAACAGUAGAUGUGACAGACAGGGCCGCCAUUGCCGCCCUCAAGAGAGCACUUUGGUAUCAGUCAGACUUUCGCAAGGAGAUAGCGCACAACCCACCACUGACGAUCCAAGACGCGAUCCACCGAUCCUUAUCUUUUGCCAUCGAAGAAGAAGACCUGAAGAGUUCGGCAAAGUUACACGAACCAUCCAAGCCAACUCUGAAACCUGCAUUAACAGAGCAACGUGCGCCGAACCAGAGGAAAAACAACCAGAGGGGUGGAUACGUCCAUCACGAGGGACCAAACCUCGCCGGCGCACAUAACUAUCAGGUCACCACCGGUGAACAAGUGAACGCUGGCUUCCAACCGGGCGCUGGUCGAGGAAAGAAUUGGAACACCUGGACGCGGAACCCUACCACCUAUGACAAAGAAGCGUACUGCGAACACCAUCAGAGCUACGGACACUCUACCGAGAAAUGCCGAAGUUUGGGCGCACUGCUGGCGAAGAAGUUACUAAGUGGCAAGCUGGGGAGCGAAGUAACACUCAAAGAUCUUGAACGACCCAAAGUGAAAGAUCGAUCCGAACCACCAUUCCCGCCUGCCGAGCCGACGAAGCGCGGAAGGAAAAACGACGACGGUGACCAACCGAGUUCGAGAAAGAGAAUCAACGUGAUCAUGGGGGGAUCGCAGUACUGUCAGGAUACGAUCUCGUCGAUCAAAUCUUUCCAACGAAAGGUCAACGCAGCAAUAAACUGGUCCGAACCAUCGAGGUUCCCGAAUGACGUAAUCACUUUCGAAGAAAGGGAAACGACCAGGAUCGACAAGCCACACAACGAUCCACUGGUGAUAGAGCUGGUCGUAAGUAGCAUGGACGUAGCCCGAGUUCUGAUCGACACGGGAAGCACCGUGAACGUGAUCUAUAAGGAUACGUUGAAGAGGAUGACGAUAAACCUGGACGACGUAGUGCCGAUCCCAAAACCCUUAACGGGGUUCGCAGGUGAAACAACUAUGACCGUCGGAACUAUAAAGCUCCCUGUCGCAGCCGCUGGCGUCAUGAAAGUCGUGGAUUUCUCAGUGGCAGACGCCCCGGAAAUCUACAACAUCAUCAUGGGGACACUGUGGAUAAACUCUAUGCGAGCCGUCCCAUCAACCUACCACCUCUGCAUCACGGAAGAUCGCAGAACCGACGAACCAUCCUGCGACACCGUGAUCCAAGUCUGCAUCGAUGAAGCACACCCUGAGCGUUGCGUGGAGAUCGGGGCUCAGCUCGAAGAACCACUGAAGGAAGAGUUGAUCGUGCUCCUAAAGGAAAACGUCAACACCUUCGCAUGGGCCGCGGAAGAUAUGCCAGGGAUUGACAUCAACAUAACAUGUCACGAGCUAAACGUGAAUCCAACGUUCAAGCCAAUCAAGCACAAGAGACGAAAACUGGGAGCGGAGCGAGCCAAAGCCGUGAAUGACGAGGUAGAGCGACUUCUGAAAGUUGGAUCGAUUGCCGAAGCAAAAUAUCCGGAUUGGCUCGCCAACCCCGUUGCCGUGAAGAAGAAGAACGGAAAGUGGCGGGUAUGCGUUGAUUUCACGGAUCUUAACAAAGCAUGUCCAAAAGACAGUUUACCGCUUCCGCACAUCGACCGCCUGGUAGAAGCAACAGCGGGGAACAAAUUCCUGUCUUUCAUGGACGCCUUCUCUGGAUACAACCAAAUCCUCAUGAAUCCAGACGAUCGAGAGAAGACUGCGUUCAUAACAGAUCGCGGAAUCUAUUGUUACAAAGUAAUGCCGUUCGGAUUGAAGAAUGCCGGAGCAACCUAUCAGCGGCUCGUCAACAAGAUGUUCGCCCAACAACUUGGAAAGACAAUGGAAGUCUACAUUGACGACAUGUUGGUCAAAUCCCUCGAAGAGAAAGAUCACGUGGUUCAUCUGCGCGACUGUUUCGAACAGCUCAACUCGCACAACAUGAAACUCAAUCCGACGAAGUGUAGGUUUGCGGUAACAUCCGGAGAGUUCCUUGGAUACAUGGUGACCCACCGAGGCAUAGAAGCGAACCCAAAGCAGAUUCUCGCGCUGAUUGAAAUGACCUCGCCGAAGACGAAGCGAGAAGUCCAAAGACUCACGGGACGCGUGGCAGCACUCAACCAUUUCAUCUCCCGCUCGACGGACAAAUGCCUCCCCUUUUACGAUACCCUGCGAGGGAACAAAAAGUUUGAAUGGGACGAAAAGUGCGAAAAAGCUUGUCAAGAACUGAAGGAAUACCUGGCGAACCCGCCGAUACUGGCCAAACCAGUGGAAGGCGAGCCACUUUUUCUCUACAUCGCUGUAUCAAGUACCGCAGUGAGCGACGUCCUAGUUCGAGAAGAACGCGGCGAGUAG
Molecule: messenger RNA, 3426 nt
Organism: Microthlaspi erraticum
Lineage: Eukaryota; Viridiplantae; Streptophyta; Magnoliopsida; Brassicales; Brassicaceae
Source: the annotation of a GenBank genome assembly